UCACAGGCCAUCCAAUUUUGGGUGUACUCUCAGCUGAAGAAAGCAAGAAAUAUGGAUGACUUGCAAGAUCAAAGCGAUCAUGGUCUAAUCUAUUGUAGAUACGAUAAUAGUACCAAUAACAAUACAUUAAUGGAGUAUCUUGAAUUAGAUAAUCGCACAAGCGAUCCACUCAAUGAACCAGAAGUAACUAUGAAUUUAAACGAAGGUUCUGUACAGCUACUACUUUACCCAUUGGAAGAAUUAGAAGAAGAUAUGUUUGAUUAUGAAACAGAUACUUCUUCGCAGGAUGGAAACAUAGAAUCUCAGGAACAAGUGGUACCAUCCAGUCAGCUAAGUAAUAAUCAUAAAUAUCCUGAGGAGCUAACCAUUUCUGAUGAUGAGAUAGACGACGGAGGCACAUUUGAAGAUGAACCAGUAUCUAAUUUAUUAUUGAAUGACAAUGACACAGAUGACUCCCAACCUCCGUGAAUACCUAUUGAAUGAAGUUUAUGUGCAUGUGUACAAUGUCCAGCACUAUUCAACCUUUUCAUGUAUCACAAUCACACAAAGUUUGAUAGUUAGAUUAGAGCUUAUCAAGUUUUGUACAG
Molecule: messenger RNA, 587 nt
Organism: Dufourea novaeangliae
Lineage: Eukaryota; Metazoa; Arthropoda; Insecta; Hymenoptera; Halictidae
Exons: 3
Coding region: 52-468 (138 amino acids)
Source: RefSeq, a predicted model, not a curated record